Messenger RNA from Panicum virgatum (switchgrass), 988 nucleotides. RefSeq lists its product as uncharacterized. NCBI's taxonomy places the organism in Eukaryota, Viridiplantae, Streptophyta, Magnoliopsida, Poales, Poaceae. The record is from RefSeq and is a predicted model, not a curated record. Bases 138 to 830 code for a protein of 230 amino acids. The transcript has 2 exons.
UUGACCUCUUGUCCUCGCGAGGCUGCAGAGCUCUCGGUGGCAACUGGCAAGCAAGCGACCUGAGGCGCAGCUCCUCUGUUCGGGUCCAUCGCUUCCGAGUUCUGAGUUCCGGUUCCCCGCCGCUUCCGGCCGCGGCGAUGCCUCCUGUCGCGCCGCCGGCGGAUCAGAAGGCCGGGCCCGGGCCGAGGCAGCCGCGGCACGCGGGGACACUGGCGGCGCCGCGCGAGUCGCUGGCGCAGCGGUCGGCGUCGUUCCACGGGCUUGGCGCGGCCGAGCAGCAGCUGCAGCAGCGCGACGGCCUGCUGCUGAGGCAGAGGCCCCGGACGCACCCGGACCUGCUCGCCGGCGUCAGGGACCGGAGCUUCCGGCGAACCGGCACGGACCGGGGCGGCGACGCUGCGGCUGCCCGUGCCCCGUGGGCGGGGGCCGGCGGGAGGGCGGCGCCGAGCAAGGUGCUGGUGACCGUGGCCGUGCAGCGGAGCAUGUGGCCGCUGCACGUGAUGGCGCGCGCCGAGUGGCGCGUCGCGGACCUGGUCGCCGCGGCCGUGGGGCUCUACGUCAGGGAGCGCCGCCGGCCGCUGCUGCCGUCCGCCGACCCGUCGGCGUUCGGGCUCCACUACUCCCAGUUCAGCCUGCAGAGCUUGGACCCGGACGAGAAGGUCGUGGAGCUGGGGAGCAGGAGCUUCUUCCUCUGCCCCAAGGCUGCUGCGGCUGCGGCUUCUUCCUCUACCUGUCCAACCGAAGCCAGAGAGGUAACUGCCGCCCCUGCCGACAGGCCAAGCAUGCUACCGCCAUGGCUUGGCUUCGUGCACUUCUGGCCGCUGUUGUAGCGUAGCCUCAGAUCGGCAGAGACCACUUGUAAACUGUAUUCUACUACCUAGAUUCCUAGAUUGUACGUUUGUGCUUAGUCAGCUAAGGAUCAAGCACAUCCACUGUCUUCGCUCCUGCCAAUGAAUUUUCAGUGGUUGCCUGGACGCAAUUGUCAGCC